Messenger RNA from Physeter macrocephalus (sperm whale), 1119 nucleotides. RefSeq names its product testis-specific protein 10-interacting protein. NCBI's taxonomy places the organism in Eukaryota, Metazoa, Chordata, Mammalia, Artiodactyla, Physeteridae. Bases 1 to 1119 code for a protein of 372 amino acids. The transcript is spliced from 4 exons. The record is from RefSeq and is a predicted model, not a curated record.
AUGGGACAAGACACCAAUAUGCUAAACGCCCACCAGCAGUUGGUCAGGACCGCAUCGGGGAGACCAGGGCAAGACACACCACAGCAGUCUCCAGGGACGGCCACACGUCUGCUCAAGCUUCUCUCAAGCAUCCCCCAAGCUGAGCAGGGGAUUCUUGGGAGCGGUCAUGGUGUCAUUCAGGGCCAGCAGCAGAGGUCUCAGAGCACAGGGCAGACGGCAAAGAAGGACCGGAGGCUCAGGGGCCGGAACAAGAAAGGGCAAGUCUCCGCUGAGGCUGAGGAUCUGGUCCCCUCUCCUCCUCGGAAACCCUCCUUCCCCUUCCAGUGGGCCUGGGAGAGCUUCACCACAGAUGGCCGGGCUCCGCUUCAGCCAGGCCCCGCCUCGGCCCCUGGCCACCAAGCCCUGCCCUUGCCCGCAGCGGUCCAUCGGCACAAGUCCAGGCGCAAGUCCACGGCCAACUUCCCGGAGGCCCAUGGCUUCUGCUGGAAGACAGAGGCGCCAGAUCUGGAGAGGAGACAGCAGCUCAGGGCCUGUAGCUGCAUCCCCAUGCCUCCCGGCCAAGGGGGGAGCCAAGAGCCGGAGCUGCCUGGGAAGAGCUCAGCAUCGGGGUCGGAGGCCGAGGAGGCCGAGCUGGAAGGCCUGGGCGCUGAGGAGCCCGAGAGGGCUCUGAGCCCCGGGGAACCGCCCCAGCUCCCCAGAAGGGGGUCGAUCUUGGAGGAGGAGCCAUUUGCAGAGGCCACAGAUGAGGCCGAGGAGGGGGAGCACAGGGUCCCCCAGAGAAGGAGGGCUAGUUCUCGAAGAAAGGGGCGGAAUUCCGGCGAGGAGGCCUGGGACGAGAGUGAACCGCGGAGCCAGGGGAGCUGCUCUGGCUCCAACAACCUCCGAGGACCACAGAGGAGGAGGCCAAGGGCCAGGGAGCUGGAGGGGCCGUGGAACCUGGAGAAGCUGCAGCAGGAGUUGGACCGUGGUCCCGAAAAGCUGCCCUGGAAGCCAUCGCGGGCUGCUGUUCAGGCCUCCCGCCGGAGCGGGAAGGCCCAUGCCUUGGGAGCUGAUGAGACUUUCCUGUUUGCAAACUUCCCUAACCGCACCUUCCACAAACGACAGGAGGCCACCAGGUGA